AUGGUUAAGCAUGUAUUAAUGCUUGCAGCUUCAUCAAGUUUGUUUGCAUCUGCUAACUCUGUCGUGAAGUUUAAUGGGCUCAAUUAUGGGGAAUGGUCUGAACAGAUCUGGUUUACACUGGGUGUUAUGGCAUUGGACUCUGCCAUACUAACAGAUGAUGAGCCUGCAGCCAUUAUAGAAGAAAGCUCUGAAGCUGAAAAAUCUCGGUUUGAGAGAUGGGAGCGAUCUAACAGGCUGAGCUUGAACCUCAUGAGGAUGACGAUGGCAGAAAGUAUAAAGCCAUCUAUGCCUAAGACAGAGAAAGCAAGGGAAUUCUUACAGAAAAUUAAGGAGUGUUCACAAUCGGAUUUGGCUGACAAGUCUAUUGUAGGAAGCUUAAUGAAUGAGCUAACUACAAGAAAGUUUGACUGGUCUCAGCCAAUCCAUGAUCAUGUGACACACAUGUCUAACUUGGCAGCAAAGUUAUCGACCCUAGGAAUGGAAGUGAAUGAGCAUUUCUUGGUCCAAUUCAUCAUGAACUCUCUGCCUUUUGAGUUUAGCCAGUUCCAGGUGAACUACAACACCAUUAAAGACAAAUGGAACUUUAAGGAGUUAAAGGCUAUGCUGGUUCAAGAGGAAGGGAGAUUAAAGAAGAUGAGAGACCAUGUUGCUAAUUUCGUGGGUCAUGGAAGUGCCAGCAGCAGCAAAGGAAAACUGAGUAAAAUGGGUAAAAAGAAGGAUAAGACUUUCAUGAAGGGACCUGAGAGUCAAAUCCAGAAGGAGAGGAAGUGUUUCUUCUGCAAGCAAGUGGGACACUUCAAGAAAGAUUGCCCUAAAAGAAAGGCAUGGUUCGAUAAGAAAGGUAAACAUCACAGUUUCGUUUGCUCUGAAUUGAACCUUAUAGAAGUGCCUAAUAAUACUUGGUGGCUAGAUUCUGGUGCAACUACUCAUGUGUCUCAUAUUAAACAGGGAUUCAGUUCGAUCCAGCCUAUAAGAGGACCCACUACAGGAAAAAAGUUUAUUAAUAACAUCCGAAAAACGCUAUCUGACGAUACGAUAGCGUUUUGA
Microthlaspi erraticum is the source of this 1047-nucleotide messenger RNA. NCBI's taxonomy places the organism in Eukaryota, Viridiplantae, Streptophyta, Magnoliopsida, Brassicales, Brassicaceae. The record is from the annotation of a GenBank genome assembly.